Camellia sinensis is the source of this 2432-nucleotide messenger RNA. The record is from RefSeq and is a predicted model, not a curated record. Lineage: Eukaryota; Viridiplantae; Streptophyta; Magnoliopsida; Ericales; Theaceae.
UCUGGCAAUAGACCCACCGUUCUGGAACAAAUUUCGCGCCGUAAAAUCGCCGAUUCAAAACUCCCUCACCCAUCUCAGUUGUUUCUCUCUCCAUAAACCAUUCCAUUCCAUUCCAUUCGAGAGAGAGAGGGAUGGCGAACUCGACAACCCAAGAUGCGAUUUCAAGCCUACUGGCAAACCCAUCUCCGGAGUCAUCAUCCCAAGUCCCAGAGAUCGUGGUCCAGGUUCUGGAUCUGAAGUCUACUGGAAGCAAAUACAUGUUUACGGCGAGUGAUGGGAAGAUGAAGCUCAAAUCACUCUUACAAUCUAGUUUAUCAUCUGAAGUCAUGUCAGGAAAUAUUCAGAACUUGGGUCUCAUUCGCAUUCUUGAUUAUGCAGUCAACGACAUCCCAACAAAGAAUGAGAAGUUUUUGAUCGUCAUUAAAUGUGAGGUGGUAUCUCCUGCUCUUGAAGCAGAGCUCAAGGCUGAGGGCAUAAGUGAAGAAUCUGGUAUUAUACUGAAAGCAAAACAAGGAAUGGACCUAAAGAGUGCGGUAAAAAGUGUAGAGAUUCGUAUUAUUUUGAAGCCAAAGCAGGAAUUGGUUGCUAGAUCAGUAGCUCAGAUAGUACUCGAACAGAAUGGGAAUAUGGCACCUUCUGCAAGAAUGGCGAUGACAAGAGUUCAUCCACUUGUUUCUUUAAAUCCUUACCAUGGAAAUUGGACCAUAAAGGUCGCAGUUACAGGUAAAGGAAAUAUGCGAACUUAUAAAAAUGCCGGAGGAGAAGGCUAUGUAUUCAAUGUAGAGUUGACAGAUGAAGAUGGUACACAAAUACAAGCAACGAUGUUUAAUGAAGCUGCAAAGAAAUUUUAUGACGAGUUUCAGUUGGGAAAGGUUUACUACAUAUCAAAGGGAACUCUGAAAGUUGCUAGCAAGCAGUUCAAGACAGUACAGAAUGACUAUGAAAUGACAUUGAAUGCAAAUUCUGCGGUGGAGGAAGCAAGUGAUGAAGCAACUUUUAUCCCUGAAACAAAAUUCAAUUUUGUCCUGAUCGAGUGUCAAUGGAUUGGAGUUAAUCCGAAUCUGAUCCAAAAAUCCAAAGCCGUUUACAAAAAAUCCGAUCCGAUAAUCCGAAUCCGUUUAAUCUGUUCAUUAAACGGAUUGAAUAUACAAAAAUCCGAUAAUCCGAUCUGAUUAUUCUCAAUUUGAAUGAAAAAAACACAAAAUGAAAAAAAAAAAAUCAAAUCAAAUUUAUAAAAUUGUAGCUCAAUAAAUAAAUAAAUAGAUCGGAUCGGAUCGGAUUAUCGGAUCGGAUAUCGGAAAUCAUCGGAUUCGAAUUCGGAUAUCUAUAAUCGGAUAUGGGAUAAAUGGAUUCAGAUUUGUCUUAAUCGGAUUGGAUUCGGAUUUUGACAGAUCCGAUCCGAAUGCGAUCCAUUUACAGGCCUACAAUCGAUCAAUUGGGACCAUAUGUCAAUUCAAAGGAGCUUGUAGAUGUUAUUGGUAUGGUCCAAAAUGUAUCUCCUACGUUGAGCAUUCGAAGAAAAAUUAACAGCGAGACUAUUCCAAAGCAUGACAUAACUAUUGCAGAUGAAACGUGUAUCUUUGUCGGCUUUGAGCAAGAGCAUUGUAGUGGUAAAUCCAGACACAGCAGAAUCGAGAAAGUUGAGAUCCUGGUAUGAUUGUGAAGGUAAAGUGACUUCAAUGGCUUCUAUUGGAUCUGGAAUAAGCCCUGCAACCAACAAUGGAAUGAGAUCCAUGUACUCUGACCGAGUCUCCCUUUCUCACAUAACCCAUAACCCAUCACUGGGUGAGGAGAAGGCAGCCUGUAUUUUUCAGCAUAAAAGUAUACAUUAGCCUCAUCAAGCCUGAUCAAACCAUGUGGUAUCGUGCUUGUAAGACCUGCAAACAAGAAAGUAACCGAAGCUAUUGGAUCUGGGUAUUGGUGUGAGGGAUGCCAGAAAAAUGAUGAAGAGUGCAGCUUAGGAUACAUAAUGGUAGUGAAAGUCUCUGAUGCAAGCUGCGAAGCUCUCUGUGUUCAAUGAACAAGCGGAGAUAAUUGUUGGGUGCUCUGCUGAUGAGCUCGAUAAUCUAAAAUCUCAGGAGGGAGAAAAACAUUCUUUCCAACAGAAACUGAAAGAAGUUACAUGGGUUCCUCAUAUUUUCCGAGUCAGUGUAACACCACAUGAGUACAUGAAUGAGAAAAGGCAGAGGAUAACAGUCAGAGCAGUUGGCCCAGUUGAUUUUGCAGCUGAAUCCAGGUUUUUGCUGGAGGAGAUAUCAAAGAUGAAAGUAUCUCAAUAGUGUGUCUAGUCUUACUUUAUUGAACUUUGAACUGAACACAGUUUAUAUGUUUUCCAGACAAUCAAUAUUGGUGGUUUUUUUUGCAUUCAUCAAUGUUCAUAACAAAUUCGAAGUUCUGAUUUUUCUUAAUCUUCUAGACCUUUUGAUGAAUAA